Toxotes jaculatrix (banded archerfish) is the source of this 3525-nucleotide messenger RNA. RefSeq names its product cholinergic receptor, nicotinic, alpha 2b (neuronal) (gene chrna2b). Gene Ontology annotation, molecular function: transmembrane signaling receptor activity; acetylcholine-gated monoatomic cation-selective channel activity. The transcript has 7 exons. The record is from RefSeq and is a predicted model, not a curated record. The coding region runs from base 161 to 1828 and encodes 555 amino acids. Lineage: Eukaryota; Metazoa; Chordata; Actinopteri; Toxotidae. Gene Ontology annotation, cellular component: neuron projection; postsynaptic membrane; synapse. Gene Ontology annotation, biological process: regulation of membrane potential; signal transduction; chemical synaptic transmission.
GAAGAAACCAGAUGUAGGCUCCAGUGUUAACGCUGCCGCUCCCUGAAUCAGCACCGAGUGAUGGAUAGCUCUCCGACUCGGUGCGCGGAAACAGAAGGUAACGUUUUGACAGCGGACGGAAACACCUCCGGGGAAGUUGGACUCCUCUUUCACACCAGAGAUGGGACACAACCACCUGUUCUCCUGGAGGACGGCGGGCGUGUGGUCGCUGCUGCUCUUUCAGUCGGUUCUUUGUCAUGAGAAGACGCACUCACAUGCUGAGGAUGAGCUCUUCAAGACGCUGUUUGCCGGUUACAACAAGUGGUCGAGGCCUGUCCCGAACAUUUCUGAUGUGGUCAUCGUCAAGUUUGGACUGUCCAUAGCACAGCUCAUUGACGUGGAUGAGAAGAACCAGAUGAUGACAACCAACGUGUGGCUUAAACAGGAGUGGAAUGACUACAAGCUUCGCUGGAGACCGUCUGACUAUGACAACGUGACGUCCAUCAGAGUGCCGUCAGAGCUCAUAUGGGUACCUGACAUCGUCCUCUAUAACAAUGCGGACGGUGAGUUUGCUGUGACUCACAUGACAAAAGCUCACCUCUUCCACACGGGUAAAAUUCGCUGGGUCCCACCUGCCAUUUACAAGAGCUCCUGCAGCAUCGAUGUCACCUUCUUUCCCUUUGAUCAGCAGAACUGUAAAAUGAAGUUUGGCUCUUGGACCUACGACAAGGCCAAGAUUGACCUCGAGCGAAUUGAAAACACUGUGGAUCUCAACAACUACUGGGAGAGUGGCGAAUGGGCCAUCAUCAACGCCGUGGGAACGUACAACACAAAGAAAUAUGACUGCUGCCACGAGAUCUACCCAGACAUCACCUACUUCUUUAUCAUCCGAAGGCUUCCCCUGUUUUACACCAUCAACCUCAUCAUCCCCUGUUUGCUGAUCUCUUGCCUCACUGUCUUGGUUUUCUAUCUGCCCUCAGACUGUGGUGAGAAGAUCACCCUGUGCAUCUCUGUGCUGCUGUCCCUCACUGUCUUCCUUCUCCUCAUCACAGAGAUAAUACCGUCCACGUCCCUCGUCAUUCCCCUCAUCGGAGAGUACCUCCUCUUCACUAUGAUUUUUGUCACCCUGUCCAUCGUCAUCACCGUCUUUGUGCUCAACGUGCACCAUCGCUCUCCCAGCACUCACAAGAUGCCCCGCUGGGUCCACUCCGUGUUCCUGGACCUGAUCCCGCGCUGGCUGUUUAUGCGGCGGCCUGCGCCAGAUGGCCGGCGUCGAAGGCUGCUGCUGCUCCAGCAGGAAGCAGCGGCGGAGCGGCGGCAGGGCCAGAUAGCUGGUUACAAAUCUGGCAACUGCCUCAGCACCUCAGCUAACUGGUUGAGAGACGGUACCACGUCAGAGGAGCCUGAGAGAAGCUGUUAUGAGGAUUUAGAGCUGGGAACACUGACAUCUUAUUUCUCCUUCCGUCCUCCUUCGCCCAGACCUCCGGGGUCAACUCCACCACCACAACAGAAAACUCCGCAGAACAGCCAGAACCGACAGGAAGCGGCCGGAGGGACAAACAGACAGUUAACUGGGGCCAGAGUCAAUCCCACUCAGCGGCCAAUUAAAGUUGAAAAUACAGCAUUAGACUCAAAAUUCCUGCUUUCACCAAGUGUUAUACGGGCAUUAGAAGGCGUGCACUACAUUGCAGACCACCUGAGGGCUGAGGAUGCUGACUUCAGCGUGAAAGAGGACUGGAAGUAUGUUGCCAUGGUGAUUGACCGCAUCUUCCUGUGGAUGUUCAUUAUUGUGUGCCUCCUUGGAACCAUUGGCCUCUUCCUGCCCCCCUGGCUAGCUGGCAUGAUCUAGUGCUUUAGAGAAAAAGUUGAAUAUGAGAAAGAACAAAAAUCCUUUACUUGAAUGAUGUUUUAAAAUGUAGCUGGACUCUACUUCAACGCUGAGAAUGUGACUGAAGUUUGUGAAACACCCUGCAGCCCAGUUUGCGGCCUCAUGAGCCAACACUCUCUACACACCACCAAAACAACAUUAUGAAAAAUAAAAAUAAAAGAACUGUGCUGUUUUUAGAUCCCUCUCAGUAGUGGGGCACAAACCAAAAGGGUUUUAGGAUAUAUCAGACUCAGCUUGUCAGGCUCAGCUACCCAGACUUAGCUCAACUUUCAUCCGUCCAAAAGCCGCACUUUGCCAGCCAGCCUCAGGUGUGCUCCCUCAGCCUCAGCUGUACACUUACUGAGGCUGAGUGUUUGACCUGAAUGCUAACAUUAGUAUGUUAACAUGCUUACCAGCGGUAAGCGAACGUCUAGCACACAACAUUUAGCAUGACAACAUGCUAAUGUUACUUUGUUAACAUGCCGACGUUUAGCAUAUGGGCUCUUUAGCAUGUUAGUUAAGAUAACGUGCUAAUUAAACAGCAUAGUAUCAGCAUCAGCGCUGGGUAAUGUUUUACACUUAUGUGAUUACUUAUCUCUGCAAUUUGAGGGAUAACAACUUAAAAGUCAGUGACCUACUCACAUUAAAUUUAAUAAUAACGUUGGCAUCAGGAAGAAAUCUCGGUGUCUUACCGGUAGUUAGAGAGUCCAUAUCAGUUUUUCCUCCAGGUGUAACUUGUUGCUGUUGAUUAGAGUCCAAACAUCCGGCGAAGGAGAAUAAAUAUGCCUCCAAUUAACUCCAAGUUUGUCUUAUUUACAUGUUGUUUUCUUCUUUGCUGCACAGGUAAAGUACCCCCUGGUAUAUCCAGGAAUCUCCUGGGUUUUGUUUAGAGAUGGAGUAUGUGUAAAUAAAGGUCUGUGAGCACUGGUCUUUCAGGGUUUGAGGUUACUGGGGUGAGCUGUCAUUGGACAGCAGCUGAAUGCAUCCAGCGCCUCAGCUGGCUGCCCCGCAAGCUGUGUGAGAGUGUCUGCUUCAGAGCCAAGGCACAAGCUGGGCUGAGUUAGGAAAUGUACUUCUAGACAAAUGACAAAUGGAUAUUUAGAUGUGUUUGGUGGGGAUUUUAAUGAGAUGCUGGACCAGCAGUGGCAGAAUAAUACUGUAGAAUUAUGAGCAAUGAGAUGUUUAGUUUGAGUCAGAUUGAAAAAUUUUGAUGAAUCAUGUUCAACAUAAAAUGGGGUGGCCUUUACCUCACUCAACUGACAACUUGACCGACAGUGGCAUGCUGUUCUAACAGAUUUUAACUGGACACACUAACCGGGGUCAUUUGUUCUGAUUUGAAAAGAAUUUGCAUUUUUAUGAACUUUUUUUUUUCUCUUUCUGCCACAGUUGAAACUUAUUUUUAAAUUAUCAUACACUAUGUAAUAAAUACCAUGACGAAAAGCCUGUCAUGACAUUUAUUCAGUGGUUUUAACAACGGGUUGUCAUUCCUGCAGUUGCCUUGCCCUAAGCACUGCUCCACAAUCAUAUUUUAGUCCUAGAUGAUACUCUUCAUGUUCACACAGUCCUGUGCUUUACAUCUUACCAGAUAAAGCAGGUGUUUCAUCUUGACAGCAGUUAUUCGUUUUAUGAAAAUAUAUAAAAGCCUUUUUAUGAGACAGGAAUUUAUAGAGAAAAGAACA